Plectropomus leopardus (leopard coralgrouper) is the source of this 501-nucleotide messenger RNA. The record is from RefSeq and is a predicted model, not a curated record. NCBI's taxonomy places the organism in Eukaryota, Metazoa, Chordata, Actinopteri, Perciformes, Serranidae.
GUGAGGGUGGCGACUGAAGGCAUCAAUGGAACAGUUGGGGGCACCAGCGUGGCGACUGACGUUUACAUCGACGCUAUGCGUUCACACCCUCUCUUCAAGAUGGACAAAGAGGAUUUUAAGACAAGUGAAGGCAGCGCAGAGUGUUUUAAAGACCUGAGGGUCGGCGUCUAUAAGGAAAUCGUCCCAAUGGGAGUAGAUCCUGAAAUGAUUUCCUACCAACUGGCAGGAGUUCAUUUGGAGCCGCAGGAGUUUCAUAAAGAAGUGGAGGCUCUUUUGGCGAAAGGGGAUUUGUGCAGUGACACUGUCCUCCUGGACUGCCGCAACUUUUAUGAGAGUAAAAUUGGGCAGUUCACUCAGUGUUUGGCCCCGAGCAUCCGUAAGUUCAGCUACUUCCCGGAUUACGUCGACCAGAACCUCGAACUGUUCAGAGACAAGAAGGUGUUGAUGUACUGCACCGGAGGGAUCCGUUGUGAGCGCGGCUCCGCUUACCUCCGCUCCAAA